Etheostoma cragini (Arkansas darter) is the source of this 1387-nucleotide messenger RNA. Its product is annotated as beta-1,3-N-acetylglucosaminyltransferase lunatic fringe-like. Gene Ontology annotation, molecular function: O-fucosylpeptide 3-beta-N-acetylglucosaminyltransferase activity. Gene Ontology annotation, cellular component: Golgi membrane. The record is from RefSeq and is a predicted model, not a curated record. Lineage: Eukaryota; Metazoa; Chordata; Actinopteri; Perciformes; Percidae. The coding region runs from base 138 to 1202 and encodes 354 amino acids. Gene Ontology annotation, biological process: pattern specification process; regulation of Notch signaling pathway. The transcript has 8 exons.
UGAAAUAAAGCAGCGGAAACCGACAGAGUGGUUGUUAUUGAAGUCUGGACUGUGGAUAUGUUGUAAACUGAAUAGAAGAGUUUCUUACACUUUGUUCUGCCCAUGAAAGAAAUUGUAAAACCGUCCCCACCGUCACAAUGUGGAAACCCGCCGCCGGUGGAUCAAAAAGCAACUUCAGCUCAGCAGCCGCCGCCGCGGUCACCUGUCUGCUCGUGACCGGGAUGCUGGUCGUUACUGUCGGACAACCGAGCAGCGGAGACCCGGUGGAGCCUCUAGUAGCUGCAGCGACGAGAGGAAAUGUCUAUUCGGCGUAUUUCAGGAAACUCACCCGGGGGAGGCGAGCGAUAAGUGACCCCCCGCUAAAAAGCGCUCCCCCCGGGCCGGUGGAGCAUCUCUCCCCGGCCGACCUGUUCAUAGCGGUGAAGACCACCGGAAGAUAUCACCGGCAGAGACUGCAGCUCCUGCUGGACACCUGGAUCUCCAGAAACAUGCAACAGACGUUCGUGUUCACUGAUGGAGAGGACGAGAAGCUGGGGAAAAGGAUGGGAGCUCACAUGAUCAACACCAACUGUUCAGCGGCCCACAAUCGCCAGGCCCUCUCCUGUAAGAUGGCUCUGGAAUAUGACACUUUUAUUAACUCUGGCAAGAAGUGGUUCUGUCACGUCGAUGAUGAUAACUAUCUGAACGUCGGCUCCCUCCUAAAGCUCUUGUCUCAGUACAGUCACACACAGGAUGUUUACAUCGGCCGGCCCAGCCUGGAGCGACCAAUAGAGGCCACAGAGAGGCUCGGCACCACUGAAAUGAAGCAGGUGCGUUUCUGGUUCGCCACAGGAGGAGCAGGAUUCUGCCUGAGCCAUGGCCUCGCUCUCAAGAUGAAACCCUGGGCGAGUGAUGGCACCUUCAUGGCGACAGCAGAGCACAUUCGCCUCCCAGACGACUGCACCGUUGGUUACAUCGUGGAGGCGCUGCUUGGCGUGAGCCUCAUCCGCUCGGCAUUGUUCCACUCCCACCUGGAGAACCUGGGGCUGGUGUCAGACAUACACAACCAGGUGACUCUCAGCUACGGCACAGUGGAAAACAGCAGAAACACCGUCAGCCUGAAAGGACCAUUUUCAAAAAACGAAGAUCCUACGAGGUUCAGGUCGGUCCAUUGUCUGCUGUACCCAGACACCGCUUGGUGCCCCGAGCCCUGGCGACUUUAACGCCCAUCCAGAGACACAGGCAGACCGGUGGAGGUGGCGAAUAAGUAAAUGUCUGGCUUAACUUAAUUUUCUCUGAUGGAGGAGGAAAUCACUGCAGAUGUCCAAGAAUACAGAGAGGGAGUCUCACCGCUGCCCUCCUCUGGCUCACCAGUGCUGAACAAUCUCAGAAACAUUUGGACAUGCAU